UUCCGAUGUGCUGAUCAGACGCAAUGUAUCCAAAAAUCGUGGGUUUGUGAUGGUUCAAAGGACUGUGCUGAUGGAUCGGAUGAGCCAGAAACAUGCGAAUUCAAGCAAUGCUCGGCUAGCGAGUUUCAAUGCAAGAAUAAGCGAUGUCAACCAAGGAAAUUCAAGUGCGACUAUUACGAUGAUUGCGGUGACAACUCAGACGAAGAAGAUUGUGGUGAAUAUCGAUGUCCACCAGGAAAAUGGCAUUGUAAUGGUACAGGACAUUGUAUCGAUGAAGUUCGGCUCUGUGAUGGAGUUAAGGACUGCCCGGAUGGAGCAGAUGAGGAGCAUUGCUCGCAGAACCUCUGUCCAUCUUUGGGAUGCCAAGCUGGCUGUCAUGCGUCCCCACAUGGAGGAGUUUGUACUUGUCCAAAUGGGUACAGGCUGGAUGAACGAUUUCAUAGGACUUGUUCAGGUAUACUUGUCUAUAAUUAAUUGUCCCUUUUUCUCUCAAUCACGUGGUCAUCCAUCCCUUUGUACUUUCGGGCGAUUAAUUAUCCGAUUGUCCAAUUACUGGUGCAUUCAUUUUUCAAACAACACUUUGAAGGGGGGUUCGUCCGAUUUAUUUGUAGCGAAUUUUAUAGAGGAUUUAACAGAAUUCAUCAUCUGAAC
Molecule: messenger RNA, 651 nt
Organism: Strongylus vulgaris
Lineage: Eukaryota; Metazoa; Nematoda; Chromadorea; Rhabditida; Strongylidae
Source: the annotation of a GenBank genome assembly